Messenger RNA from Colletotrichum abscissum, 342 nucleotides. RefSeq names its product 30S ribosomal protein S6. NCBI's taxonomy places the organism in Eukaryota, Fungi, Ascomycota, Sordariomycetes, Glomerellales, Glomerellaceae. Gene Ontology annotation, cellular component: ribosome; mitochondrial small ribosomal subunit. Bases 1 to 342 code for a protein of 113 amino acids. Gene Ontology annotation, biological process: translation. The transcript is spliced from 3 exons. The record is from RefSeq and is a predicted model, not a curated record. Gene Ontology annotation, molecular function: structural constituent of ribosome; small ribosomal subunit rRNA binding.
AUGUUGUACGAACUCAUAGGAAUUGUGCGACCGGGCUCCCUCGCCGAGGUGAAAGAAAUCGCCCUCACCGCCGGUCAAAUCGUCCUCCGCAACGGCGGCGUCAUCCGCGGCAUUUCCAACUGGGGCGUCUUCACCCUCCCGCGCCCCGUCGCAAAGGCCCAGAUGAAGCACAAGGCGGGCCACUACUUUGUCAUGCGCUACGACGCCUCAUCUGCCACCCACAACGACAUGCGCACCACCAUCAACCUCGACCCCCGCGUCAUCCGCACUGCCCACGUCAAGCUCGGCGACGGCAAGCUCGAGACCAUGGCCCGCUUCGGAGACGUCAAGUGGGAUCAAUGA